CUCAAUGUUUAGUCUUCGCGGCCGGCUAGAGGACCUAGGCUCAGUGCUAAAGGCGCCGUCCUAGAAGCAGGAGCUCAAAAGCAGGAGCAGGAGCAGGAGCAGAAUCCGUGCCUCGGACUCUGCAGCCUAACCGCGCCUGGGGACACCUGGAGCAGAUUAACCUUCCCUGCUUGAAGCCCCUGGAGCUGCCCCACGGGAGGCGACGGCGGGCCCAGAACCAGGCGGCCGAAGAUUGGGGACCAGGCGAGCUCCAGCUUUCCAAGCCAGACUUCUAAGACAGCGGCGGCGCGGAACCCCGACCCAGACAACAUGCCCAUUGCCAGAAUGCGCAUGAGACCCUGGCUAGAGAUGCAGAUUAAUUCCAACCAAAUCCCAGGCCUGACCUGGAUUAACAAGGAAGAGAUGACCUUCCAGAUCCCAUGGAAACAUGCAGCAAAGCAUGGCUGGGACAUCAACAAGGAUGCUUGUCUUUUUCGGAGCUGGGCCAUUCACACAGGCCGAUACAAAGCUGGGGAGAGGGAGCCAGACCCUAAGACAUGGAAGGCCAAUUUCCGUUGUGCCAUGAACUCCCUCCCUGACAUAGAGGAAGUGAAGGACCAAAGCAGGAACAAGGGCAGCUCAGCUGUGAGAGUGUACCGGAUGCUCCCACCUCUAACUAAGACCCAGAGGAAAGAGAGAAAAUCCAAGUCAUCCAAAGAGUCUAGAAGCAAGAGCAAGAGAAAGUCCUAUGCAGAAUCCAGCUCUGACACCCAGUCAGAUGGGCUUAGCAGCUUGACUCUCCCCGAUGACCACAGUGGAUACACAGCUCAGAUUUAUCCUGAGCAGGACAUGGAGGUGGAAAGCUCCUCUGUCUCUUUGGAUCUCUCCUCCUGUGAUGUCAGCAGCACCCUCCCUGACUGGCAGGUCCCAAUGGAUAUCAUCCCUGACAGCACCAAUGACGUGUACCCCUUCCAGGUGUCGCCCAUGCCUUCAAGCUCUGAUGCAACGGAUGAGGAGGAAGAAGAAAAAAUACCUGAGGACAUCAUCAAGCUAAUAGAACAGUCAGACUGGCAGCCGACUGAUAUCGACGGUAAAGGGUAUCUGCUUAAUGAACUAGGCACCCAGCCCAUCUACAGUAACUUCAACUUGAAGGAAGAAGAGAGUGACAUGGAUGGUUCAGGAGAGGUCAUUGAGUUGAAUUUACAUCGAGCUUUCACAGAAUUGAGGACCCUGGAUGCAAGUUGGAUGGACAACCUGCUGACACCAGUUAGACAACCCAACAUCCAGGCUAUUUCUUGUGGACAGUAACCAUGUCCUCUGCCCUCCGGGAGCCCACAGGGCAGGGUUUUGGUAGCUGAUGAAGACAGACAUUUUACUGCAGAGCUCCAAGAAACUUAGAGUCAGAAGGGGGCUGGACCUGCCUCCUAAGAAGACUGAAAUCUGGAUUUCAAAGCAUGUCAGAAAGACAAUGAAGGCAGGGGCUGCAACUCCAUUCCUAGUCCUUAGUUUCCCAUUUCAUAAGCUCCCAACUGCUAUAUUCUGGGCUGCCCCCAGAUAUGGCGGCUGUGAGGUCUGGGCAAACUUCUCUGGUUUGGUGGAGGGAAGGAAGGAUCGGUUCAGUCAGGCCUCUUGAUGCCCCCAUGCUGGACAAGAGAGUUCAGCAAGAACCACUGGGGACAGUCAUUUGCACUAAAAAUGACCCUAUUUCAUAAUCAUUUGCACUAAAUGAGCCCUUUCCCCUAAAGACCGUUGGGCUGGCGUGUAAAUGUUUUAAGGCCAGUGAAAUGUGAAGGAAAAAGAAUCACAUACAAUCUUCCUUCCUCCAGACUUUGUGUUAGGAAGGAAGCCGUCUCCUGAAUCCAAGUUCCCAUUGGCUGUGAAUAGUUUUUCCCUCACAGAGCUGUGUACACACUAUUUUUUCCCCAAAAUCUAGUGACCAUCUGCAUUUAUUUAUACUGUCUCUUGAGGAAGUGCUGUGUACCCGACAGUGCUUGAGGAGAGAAGCGAAUGUGCCUUGGCUUUAAAGUCUGAAACACCAUCCAUUACUAAGUCAUGUGUGUGAUCCAAUGUACAUAUGUGUAAAUAUGUAAAUUUGUUUUUAUUAAAAAAUGUUUACAGAGGAA
Dromiciops gliroides (monito del monte) is the source of this 2102-nucleotide messenger RNA. It is a transcript of the gene IRF1, whose product is annotated as interferon regulatory factor 1. Bases 310 to 1287 code for a protein of 325 amino acids. Gene Ontology annotation, cellular component: nucleus. The transcript has 10 exons. Gene Ontology annotation, biological process: immune system process; regulation of transcription by RNA polymerase II. Lineage: Eukaryota; Metazoa; Chordata; Mammalia; Microbiotheria; Microbiotheriidae. Gene Ontology annotation, molecular function: DNA-binding transcription factor activity, RNA polymerase II-specific; RNA polymerase II cis-regulatory region sequence-specific DNA binding. The record is from RefSeq and is a predicted model, not a curated record.